This is a messenger RNA of Pichia kudriavzevii, 5064 nucleotides long. RefSeq lists its product as uncharacterized. The transcript has a single exon. Bases 1 to 5064 code for a protein of 1687 amino acids. The record is from RefSeq and is a predicted model, not a curated record. Gene Ontology annotation, cellular component: nucleus; small-subunit processome; nucleolus. Lineage: Eukaryota; Fungi; Ascomycota; Pichiomycetes; Pichiales; Pichiaceae. Gene Ontology annotation, biological process: rRNA processing. Gene Ontology annotation, molecular function: protein binding; RNA binding.
AUGGCACCCAAGAGGACUAGAGAGGACCCUGAUGCCAAGGAGCAAAAAUCGUUGCUGUCUUCGGCAGCGGAGAUUUCAUUUCCUAGAGGAGGUGCUUCAGUAUUGACUCCUAUUGAAAUGAAGGAAGUUGCCAACCAAGCAAAGAGUGAUGUGCUUUUUGAAAGUCAGGCCAAGAGUGAUUUAUCUGAGCCUUCCAAAAAGAAGGCCAAAAAAUCUAAGAAGUCCAAGGUCAGCCUUUUAAACAAGGACGAAGAGAACGAGGAAGAAAAAGCGAAAAAGAUCACAAUUGAUACGUUAUCGUAUAAUAUACUAAAUCCUGGAUCUUACGUCUUAGGUAUGAUCAAGCAGAUUAAUAAAAUGGAGAUAAUCAUGGCCUUGGCUGAUAACCUAGUUGGUUUUGUUCCAAUCACUAAUAUUUCUUCUGAAUUAGUCAAACUUUUGCAUGAAUAUGACGAUCAAGAAGAAUCCGACAGCGAUAGCGACAAUGAAGAGUCAUCUUCUAGGGAAACUGAGAGACAAUUUCCUAGCUUGUCCAACAGGUUCAAGGUUGGUCAGUACCUAAGAGCAAAAGUGGUCUCCAAUAUCAAUGACAAAGGGAAAAAGAGAAUUGAGCUCUCAAUUGAACCUGAAAAAGUUAACUCACCAAUGGAGGAAAAGGAAGAUUUGGUUGAAAAUGCCAUAGUUCAAGCUUCUGUGACGUCGAUAGAAGAUCACGGUGCCAUUCUCAACUUUGGAAAGAAUACCCACCUAUCAGGUUUUAUAUCUAAGAAGGAAUUGGACUCAACUGCUUCCGUUGUUCAAGCUGGUUCGGUUCUUCUUGUUUCCAUUUCAAAAAUAAAUUCCAGAACUGCUACUUGUAAGUUUCCGGUUGCAGUGGUCAAGAAGCAGCCAAUUGUUGCGGCAGUUUCUUCGAUUGAUGCACUUUUGCCUGGUAUGCUUGUUGAUGCUAUCAUUGAAGGAGUCUUGCCUCAGGGAUUAACAUGUAAAGUGCACUCUCUUUGUGAUGCCACUAUAACUUUACAACAUAUGAACUCUUUGCUUAGCCCUGAUGAAAUAAAGCACAAUUACUCUGUCGGAUCCGUCCUAAAGGCUAGAAUCAUUGCAACAUAUACUAAGAAUGGUACUACUAAACUUGCAAUUUCUAUCUUGCCUAAUCAUCAAACCUUAACAUAUACAGGAAAGGACGCUUUAGAAGCAUUCCCGAUUGGGCAUAUCUUUGAUACCGUUACAAUCAGGGGGAAGAGCCCUAACUUUUUGUUUGUUGACGUGAUGUCUGGUGAAAUUCCAGCUCAGGUCCAUAAUUCAAGGGUAACAAAGGGUAAAGACUUGGAUCUAAACUACAAAAUUGGCUCUACACAUCAGGCCAGGGUUUUAGAUUACUCCAUGUUUGACAAUUACUAUAUCUUAACCAUGGAUAAAGAGCAAAUUGACGCUUCCUUCCUUAAAGCAACUGAAAUUCCAGUGGGUCAAAAAGUCACUUGCAAGGUUGAAAAGGUUUCCCCAGAAGGCAUUAUUGUUAACCUUGAAAACAACUUCCAGGCUACUGUUCCAGAUAUCCAUAUCAGUGAUAUCAAAUUAGUUUACCCUGAAAGAAAGUUCAAGAUUGGAGCCUCUGUUAAAGGUAGAGUAUUGAAUGUUAGAGCAUAUGGCUCGAAAUCUUUUAUUACUGUUACUUUGAAGAGGUCAUUAGUAAAUGCAGACGAUGAAGAAAUUGUGACAUCUUAUGAUAUGUUAGAUAUAGGUAAGAAGGUACCUGCCACAGUUCAAAAAAUCUUGCCAAGUGGUUGUGUUGUUUCUUUCUUUGGUAAUGUUUCAGCAUUCUUGCCGAACGCUGAAAUUAGUGAAACGUAUGUCAGAAACGCCAAUGAUUUCGUCAAGGUUGGACAAACAGUGAAAGUCAGAGUUAUUUCUGUUGAUAAAGCUCUGAGUAAAUGCAUGGUUAGUUUAAGAGUUUCUAGUGAUAUGACAGAUGAACAGGUAAAUGCUUUAUCAAAGCUUGUUCCUGGUAAGUCUAUUGUGAAUGCAGAAGUUCUUGAGAAAGAAAGAGAUUCUGUUAUUGUCAAGUUGGAUGACUGUGAGGUUCGUGGUAUUGUACACGUUGGGCAUUUAGCGGACGGGCUACCCGAUGUUGCUAGAAGCCAAUUAAAGAAACUAAAAAUUGGUGAAAAGAUCGAAGCACUUGUGUUAGUGUUAGAUAAGAGGCAUAGAGCAGUCACCUUAUCAUGCAAGCCUUCUUUACUGUCAGACGCCAAGGCAGGCUCGCUACCAACCGAGUUCACUGAUAUUUCAAUAAGUGAUAAAGUAUUACACGGUUAUGUCAAGACUGUUAUUCCUACAGGUGUUUUUGUUUCAUUUGGUAACAACUUAACUGGUUUGGUAAUUCCAAGAUUUGCUUCCGGAAAAAAAAUCAAUGAUUUGACUGCAGCUUUUACUCCAGACCAAUCGGUAAACUGCUCAGUUGUUAACGUUGACCAAAAUAGCCAAAGAUUCUUACUUUCCUUGCUUGUUGGAAGUAAUGAUUCAAAGGAGAAUAUCAUUAAUCCAGUUGACAAAUCAGUCAAGAAAUUGGGCGAUUAUUCAGUUGGAAAAGUCACUAAAUGCAUCAUCAAGUCUAUUGAAAACACACACUUGCUAGUGAAGCUGGCUGACAACCAGGAAGGUAUCGUUGAUAUCACCCAAACUUUUGAUGACAUCAAGAGAGUAGAAAACUUAGCAGAACCUCUCUCUUCAUUCACGGUUGGCAAAAAGUUAGAAGCCAGAGUUAUUGGUUAUUUUGACGUUGAAAAGCAAAAGUUCCUUCAUUCCAAAAAAGAUAAAAGUAACUUAAUCGAGCUAUCUAUUAGACCAAGCGUACUUAAAUCAAAGGAAGUUGUUUAUCCAUUAUCAUUUCAUGAUAUUAAGGAGGGCCAGUCUGUUACUGGAUAUAUAUCCAGUAUAAACAAUGGAUAUUUCUGGUACCACAUAUCAGCUUCUCAAAAAGCAAAAUUGUCAUUCAUUGACGUAACUGACGAUGUUUCUAAGUUCGAAAAUUUCAAAGAGAAUUAUAAAGUCGGUGCUGUUGUUCCUGCGAAGGUGACUAAUAUCAAUACAGAGCAUUACGCUAUUACCGUUUCUGGUCGCUUUAAUAACGUUGUAUCUGGCAAGGAUAUCAAAGUUGGUGAUGUUUUGCCAUCUCUUGUGUUAAAUGUCAGGGGAAAUUCUGUUUUGGUUUCUUUGGGUAAUAACGUCACUGCUGUUUCUAUGGCCACCGAUGCACUAGACGACUAUACUUUGCACCUAGAAGAUGUGUACCAUAUUGGUGAUUUACCUGUUGCCACUGUUGUUUCUACUGAAGGCAAAAUCUAUGUUUCUCUAAGGGGAAAGAAUCCAAAGGACAAAUUGAUUAAUUCUAUUGCUGAUAUUAAGCGUGGUGAUGUCGUCAGGGGUUACAUCAACAAAAUUAACAACACUGGUUUAUUUGUUGACUUGGGUAGAUCCGUUUAUGCUUUGGUUAAGGUGUCAGAUAUUUCUGACUCCUUCAUUAAAGAUUGGAAGAAAGACUUCCAUAUUAACCAACCUGUAAGGGGCCGUAUACUUGAAGCGGAUAGCGAGGGUAGAGUUUUAAUGACAUUGAAAGAUUCCGUUGUCAAUGGCGAAAUUUCCAACUUGAAGUCAUUCAAAGAUUUGAAAGUUGGUGAUAUAUUUGAGGGAUCAAUCAAGAAGGUUGAGGAAUACGGUGUUUUUGUUAAAUUAGAUGGAACUGAGAACAUUUCGGGUCUAUGUCAUCGUUCUGAAAUCACGGACUCGCCAAUCAAAGAUGCACAGGAGAUCUUCAAAGCUGGAGAACGUGUCAAAGUUAAAAUCUUGGAUAUCAAUUCAAACAAAAGACAACUAUCCUUAGGUAUGAAGGCUUCGUAUUUCAAAAAUGCAGAUUCCGAUAUCGACGAAGAUGGUGAUGUCAUAAUGGAGAAAGCUUCUGAUAACGAAGACUCAGAUGACGAAGAAAUGAUUGAUGCUGAUAGUGUGUCUUCUGAUAGUGAGGAAGAUUCUCAUUUGCAAUCAGAUGAAGAAGAAAAAGAAGAAGUCGCUAAAGAUUCACCUAAUGGUUUAUCCGCUGGUUUUGACUGGACUGCCUCUAUUUUAGAACAAGCUAAGGAAGAAGAAUCAUCCGAUGAAGAAGAAGAUUUUAAUAACGAAGUCAACAGGAAAGCAAAGAAACAAUCCAAAAAGUCAAAGAGCGAAGAAACUGAAGAUAAAACAGGUGACCUCAACACUAGGGCACCUCAAUCUGUUUCUGAUUUCGAACGUUUGUUAGUUGGUAAUCCAGAUUCUUCUAUCCUAUGGAUUCAAUAUAUGUCUUUCCAGCUGCAAUUGAGUGAGAUUGAGAAAGCCAGAGAAAUCGCAGAAAGAGCUUUAAAGACCAUCAACUUCAGAGAAGAGCAGCAAAAAAUGAACAUUUGGAUUGCACUAUUGAAUUUGGAAAAUUCUUUUGGGGAUGACGAAUCUUUGAAAGAUGUUUUCAAAAGAGCUUGUCAAUACAUGGACUCGUUUACUAUGCACCAAAAACUUGCUACUAUAUACAUUGCUUCUGAGAAAUAUCGUAAGGCAGAUGAGCUACUUGCUGUUUUGUGCAAGAAGUUUGGUUCCAAGCAACCUUCAGCCUGGGUUACGUAUGGCUCCUUUUUGAUUGACAGAAGGCAAAACGAAGAAGCGCAUAAGAUUCUAGCAAAGGCUCUACAAAUACUACCAAAGAGAGAGCAUGUCGAUGUUGUCAGAAAAUUUGCACAACUUGAAUUCCAAAAGGGGGAUCCAGAACAAGGACGUUCUUUGUUUGAAGGAUUACUUUCCGAUGUUCCGAAAAGAAUUGACAUUUGGAAUGUCUACAUUGAUCAGGAAAUCAAGGCCAACGAGAAAUCUAAGGUUGAUGAUUUGUUUGAAAGAGUUGUUGAAAGAAAAUUGAGUAGAAAACAGGCCAAGUUUUUCUUUGCCAAGUGGUUAAGUUUUGAAGAAAGUCAGAACGAUGAGAAGGCACAGGAUUAUGUCAAGGCUAAGGCAGCAGAGUAUGCUCAAAAGCUUUCCAAAUAA